Molecule: messenger RNA, 609 nt
Organism: Penicillium concentricum
Lineage: Eukaryota; Fungi; Ascomycota; Eurotiomycetes; Eurotiales; Aspergillaceae
Exons: 2
Coding region: 1-609 (202 amino acids)
Biological process (GO): microtubule-based movement
Cellular component (GO): cytoplasm; cytoplasmic dynein complex
Molecular function (GO): dynein intermediate chain binding
Source: RefSeq, a predicted model, not a curated record
AUGGCGAACUCAGGACAACGUACCCAGCAAAUCCCCCACCAUGUCACCGCGCUGCUCUCACACCUCACCUCCCGCCCAGGCGUGCAAUCCACCUUGAUCCUCUCCCGCAAAGACGGAUCCAUCAUCCAAAGUACAGGACAGCUAGCACAAACCGAAGAAAACAGCACCUCUCGCACCGCACACAUCCCAUCACCAACAACCGAACAGAGCCCUUCAUCCACUACCCAACCAACAGACCCAUCCCCUGUCCUCCCCGCCGUCUCACAGCCCUAUCAACCCUCGCAAGCCGAAACACUAGCCGCCCACAUCUUCGCGUUUGUCUCUAGUGCCGAAGCACUCGGUGUCUCGCUAUCCCGACCCACACUCACUGUGCAGCGACCCAGCGACGCCCAUUGGGAUGUUAACUACGAAUACGCGAACGAGGGCACGGCACGUGAGGAAGACCGGGACGGUGAUGGCUUCGAUCGGGAUGAGGAUGGGGAUGUGAAGCUGCUGAGAAUGCGUACGAAGAAGCAUGAGAUUGUGGUCGUUCCGGAUCGGAAGUACUUGCUGUGUGUUGUACAUGAUGCUUCACCCGGUUCGGCGCCGGCGGCGGGCUCGCGUCGGUAG